Mauremys reevesii (Reeves's turtle) is the source of this 3611-nucleotide messenger RNA. RefSeq lists its product as uncharacterized. The coding region runs from base 178 to 1356 and encodes 392 amino acids. Lineage: Eukaryota; Metazoa; Chordata; Testudines; Geoemydidae. The transcript is spliced from 5 exons. The record is from RefSeq and is a predicted model, not a curated record.
CUGCUUCUUAUUGGCUGAUUAGAACCCCAGGAAGCCACAGGGGCAGAGAGAUAGCAAGUUUAGUCUGUUGCCUGUGCGUAGAGAAUCACACAUAGCUUGCUGGUUGGAGGGAACAAAGAGAGGAGUUUUGGUUUGUUUUCUGGGUAGUUUUCUCUGUGGUUAGAUAUUACAGGAGAAAUGAAGAUGUGCAAAACUAUACUUCCUUGUAUUCUAUUACUGUCAGGUUUAAUAGUCAUGAUGGCAGCGGCAAACAACAUCACGGUGACGACCGUCCCAGACGUGGUGGGGAAGACGGUGGCUACUGUAACAGAGGCGACUGUCUCAGACAAGGUGGGAGAGACAGUGGGGCCUGUCACAAAGGCGACCAUUCCAGACACCCCAGGGGAGACGACGGCACACAUCAUGGAGGCAACCGUCCCAGACAAGAUGGGGAAGACAGUGGCGCCCGUCACAAAGGCGACUGUCUCAGACACUCCAGGGAAGAUGGUGGCACCUGUCACAGAGGCAACCAUCACGGAGGUGACGGGAGAGACGGUGGCACCCGUCACAGAGACGACCGUCCCAUACACGCCAGAGAAGAUGGUGACGCCUGUCAUGGAGGCAGCCAUCACGGAGGCGGCGGGAGAGACGGUGGCGACCGUCCCAGACAAGCUAGGGAAGACAGUGGCGCCCAUCACAAAGGCGACUGUCUCAGACACUCCAGGGAAGAUGGUGGCACCUGUCACAGAGGCAACCAUCAUGGAGGUGACGGGAGAGACGGUGGCACCCGUCACAGAGACGACCGUCCCAUACACGCCAGAGAAGAUGGUGACGCCUGUCAUGGAGGCAGCCAUCACGGAGGUGACGGGAGAGACGGUGGCACCCGUCACAGAGACGACUGUCCCAUACACGCCAGAGAAGAUGGUGACGCCUGUCAUGGAGGCAGCCAUCACGGAGGCGGCGGGAGAGACGGUGGCGACCGUCCCAGACAAGCUAGGGAAGACAGUGGCGCCCAUCACAAAGGCAACCGUCCCAGUUAUGACAACAAUGACCAUAGUGCUUGGACAUAAAAAAAUCUCAACUUCAGGGCUGCCAUUAGUAAAAAGCUUCUCAAGUUCUACAGUGAAAAUAAGUAGAGAAUUAACUUUCUUUUUCAAGUCUACUGCUAAACAACUAACUUUGGAGGAGAACACGUUAGUCAGAUCAAACUCUACCAACCUGACUUUUGGGCCAGAGAAAGAACAGCAAUCAACUGGACUAGCGUUAGGACUCGGCAUUUUCUUUGGGAUGCUUUUUAUUACUCUCAUCAUUAUUUGUGUAUGCUGUAUAAUGAAAAAGUCAAGAGUGGGGAGAAGAAAUGAAAGCACUCUCACUUAAUAGCCAUUCAAGAAGAUCUCACAGAAAGAACUAAUAUGGCUGAAUCAUCAGAGAAAUUAAAAUGGAUUGAAAUUCAAAGAGAUCCACUUAAUCACGGAAAAGGGCACUCUUAGUAGUGUAAACUUCUUUUUAAAUGACACAUUUUGGAGUGUUCCUGAAUCUAGUCAUAGUAAUAAGCAGGUAUUCAUUGGUGCUGGCUGCUACAAAUCUUUAUUCAUUGCUUGUUCCUUUUUGGUUGUGGAAAAAAGCUCGCCUUACUUUAAUAUAGUUAUCUAAGGGCCAGAUUCCACCAUUUAGGCACAAAUCUGCACCAGCACAUGAGGAACAGGGGGAGGCAUAAUCCCUCUCCCAGCUCUCCAGCAUGCAGAAGAAGCAUGCCAUGGCCCUUCCUCUUCCUGCCCCUCCCUGCUUCCUUUAGAGGAUUUGUGGCCCUUAGGUUGCACAGCAGGAAGGAGUCACGGAGGGGGGCAGUCUUUGUGCUUCCCUGAGUAUAGGGACUGGGGUCUUUCUGGGCCCUUAUGUGAAGUCCCUAAGGAGUGAGGGGAAAACUCCUUAUGCCUUCUGCUCCCACUGAUUCAUCCGUCCAAAAGCCUGUGACAAUCUAGCCCCUAAUUCUUUGUACAUAGCUUGUUUUAUAAUAAAUGACCUAAGUAAAAGUGAGUCUCAGCACAGUGUAUUUCUAUUAAAUGCAAAAAUGAUGCUGAUGCACUGCUAAGAUUGAAAUGUUAUGCUCACUAAAAUCAGAAAAUGUAGAGUUAAGGGACCAGAGCCUCAGCUGGUGCAAACUGACAUAGCUUCCUUGGCUUCAUUGGAGCCAUAUUGAUUGACACCAGCUGAAGAUCUGGCCUCAGGUUUCCAGAGACACUUUUGCACAGUAGGUUUUUUUUUUAUUCUCUAAUCAUAACACAAAAUGUUGUAUUUGUUCAUAGAGUGUUAUAAAAGAAUGUGUAGUUUUAACAUGGAAGCCUACAAUCCUGUAUACCAUGUUUACAGUUUUACAAACAUAAUGUAAGAAAACAAUGCAGCUCAUUUCCUUGGUAUGAAGUUAUUUGCUAAAUAGUGUUAUUUUAAUCAGAGUUGUAUGAUCCUAGAUGGAAAAACUCUUUUGUAAUAUAGGGGCCUGUCUGUUUCUCCUCUCACACCUGUAUAAAUCAAGAAUUUCUCCACCGGAGCUAAUGAAGAUACACCUGCGCAAAAACUAGUAUCAAUGCAUAAUCAGGCCCCUAAAUGUGCAAGCUUUAAAUUGGAAACUCUUUAGAGUAGGAAUUGUGGUUUUCUUUUAUCUCAUUCAGCCCCUGUGCUUAAAAAUAACAAUAAUAAAUAAAAAGGUGACAGUUAAGUUUGGGAAUCUGGCAUUUCCUGAAUUUCAUAGUACAGUCUAAGGGCCUUGUUCCACUACCCUACUCUGAGUGGGUAGCAUUUAUUUACUUACUGAUGUCAAUGGAACGACUCAUGUGAGUAAGUACUAUGCAAUGUGAGUGCAGAAUCCAGCACUUAGUAGUCUCAUACAUUAGUCUCAGUAUACUAUGUAAAGUUGUCAUAUUAAUAAAGUGGCAAGGUGAGGUAGCAUGAUCCAGUGGGUAUGGUACUAACCCAGCAUUUAGGAGAGCUGGAUUCAAUUCCCUGUUCUGCCACAGACUUCUUGUGUGGCCUAUAGUCAAGCUAAUUAGUCUCUCUAGGCCUCAGUUCCCCAUAUCUAAAACAGGAAGAAUAGCAAUUCCUUAUCUCACAAGGAUGUUGUGAGGAUAAAUACAUUAAAGAUUGAGGUGCUCAGGUAACAGGUGCUUUUGCAAGUCCCCUAUCCAGAAAAUCUAAUCAGAGGUUUUGGCCUGUUUCCAAAUCUGCUCAGGCAUGAUAUCUUCCUUCUUAAUAAUAAUAUGGACUUGAGUUAUAUCAGCCUUCAACCAGUAAUCAAUAUUCUAUGAGGAUGCAAGAUCUAAAGCAUAGAAGUUCCUUGCAUGAGAGGAAGAGAAGAUGAAACCUAGUUCAGUACCAUUGAGGGCAAAGGGAAUUUUACUACUGACUUCAGUGGAUCAGGAUAAGACUGAUAACACAGAUGGGUAAUUGAAAAUGUUGGCCACUUUUUUUCCUAUGUGUUUAACGAAUGAGAGCUAAAAUCUUCCUUUUCUGUAAACAUGAUCUGAGUUAAGAAUGAGCUCAUUACAAGAAUUGUGUUUCACUUCAGUCUUACUAAGAAUUGCAAUUAUAAUUAAAUUUUCAUUUCCACAAAAAGAAUAAUAAACUCCGAAUUUUGG